Messenger RNA from Anastrepha obliqua, 9751 nucleotides. Its product is annotated as homeobox protein prospero-like. Bases 360 to 2357 code for a protein of 665 amino acids. NCBI's taxonomy places the organism in Eukaryota, Metazoa, Arthropoda, Insecta, Diptera, Tephritidae. The transcript has 3 exons. The record is from RefSeq and is a predicted model, not a curated record.
CGAAGCAUUGCAAAUUCCGCGCGCCGCCGAGAUGUGUGAACGUAAUGAAUUUGUUGUCAGCAAGUUGAAUAUGGUGCUCAUUUGUUCGACUAGAGUUUUCAUUAUGGAUUUUAGUUUGGCUACUUCGUUUUUCUGCUCGUCCGAAGAGAUAUUUUUUGCAGUUGAUUGUGGAGGUUGUAGAGUAGCUCGCUGCCAAAUGGAUAUUCGGGAGCUAGCUAGAGGUUACUUGGGCGAAGCCCAUAAGUUGUGAACUGUUUGGACCGUAUUCAGAACAAUCGUCCUUACCCCUCCCAAGUGAGUGGCAUUCAGUGGCUUUCCCUACUCAUUAUCCCAGGCGUAAAAAGAAAUGUAUCCGUUACAUGGAAGCGAUAAGCAGCGGCAGUGCCGGUAGCAGUGGUACCAAGGACGAUUGUUAUCAAGAGUUAGACGACUUAGACGACCAUGGCAGCGAUGACAAUUUAGGCAGCCCACAGAGCAUUGAUGACAAUAAUAAAACGCCAGAUAAUGAUAUAGAGUCCCUGAAUCAUUCGUUAUCUAGUCAAGGCUGUCUAAGCGGUUUGUCUAGUCUACAGAGUCCGUCCACAAGUUUGGCAAGUCCGGUAAAUCUGCUCGCUAGUCCAGCAACGCCAGUUACCGUGGGCCUGACAUUCGGGAUCGGUGAGCAUCAACAGAAUGCGCAAACCCAACAGCAAUUGCCGCAUCAACAAUCGACCCUACAAGCGCAGCAGCUAUUAUUGCAGCCGAGCAGCGUUGUCGACGCGUCGGCAACACAGCAAAUGCGUAUGCAACAAUCGGGUCAACAAAUCCAUUUGGGUCAGCAUCAGCAGCUUUCACAGCAGCGUCAUUCGCAUACACAUACAGCACCCCCGCUCUCGAUAAGUAGUAUUUUUGAAAAUCCUAAAGCCACAAGGUCGUUCCUUUGUACCAGCAGUGGGAGCGGUGGCGCAAGCGUAUUAAUGUCACCAACUCUGUCAAAUAAUUGUACUAGUGGAAUAUGCAUUGCCAACAGUCUAACCAAUACCUCAUCUUCAACUGCUGCAGCUGUGGCGGCGGCGGCUUUUACAGAACGCACAAUGCUCACACUAUUGAGUCCUAGUCCAUCUACUUUGCUGAUAAAUGGCAAUUGUUUCCCGCCGAGCAACCUGGAGUCCAGUAAUGGUGCGAUAGUGUCAAUAGCCCAAAUGCUAUCCAACACUAACAAUGCAACAUCUAGUUUAAACGCCAACAUUUCUAAAUCUACUUCAGUCACUGCGAUUUCUAGCGAGACUACAAUCACCCCCACCACAACCGGUGGCACCGGUCGUUCAAAUGAAUGUAAUUCCUAUAUCAGUAGCACCAAUUGUGGUAUUUUUGAGAACAUUUCGGCGGUAACUGUUACUCAGUCCACAUUCACCGUAACCAAACCCAUUGCAGUUAUCAGUGGAAAAUCGACAGCAUCCUCGUCUGCUUCAUCUGCGGCCUCUUCGCCUGCUGCCGAAAACUUUGAAAAGUCAAAUGUAACAACACAUCGAAAUCCAAUCGGAGCGAACCCACAUGACAUUAACAAUCCGCUAAGUAUUAACCAGCUGACGAAAUGCGACGAAGGUACAAGCAUUAGUAACUGUCACAAUAAGUCCCAAAAUAUCGGAGCCGAGGUCAGCACAACAUCAGCGUCAACCAAAGCUAGUAAUGGUGUCGCACAGCAAUACAAGGAUAAUAGCCAACAGCUGCAAAAGGAGUUAGUCUUGCGAUUACCACCGGCUGCGGCACAGCAUCAGCAGUUGACAACGUCGGCUUUGUUGACACCAGCACAACAACAGUAUCAGCAGCAAUUCCAUUUCCAUGGCGCCUCAGGACCUCCGCCACUUCCAUCGCAUCAUAAUGCACACCAUCACCAUCCGCACGCGCAUUCACCGCUAUUCAACCAGCACUUCCAACAAUUUAGCCACCACUUGGCGUCUGUGGCGGCAGUAGCAGCGGCAGCGGCAGGCGUACACGUGCCCAAUAUAUUGAAUGCGACAGUUGUUAGCACCAAUAACAGUAUACACCGAAGUCCCAGCAGUGUACUGAAUAAUUUCAAUAUGCCGAGCGCAUUCAGCAUUGAUGAAUCACCUUCCAACUUUGCUUCUCCGGCAAUAACAGCAACAAGGACAGUAACAUCGACAGAGGCAGUAACACCGAUAGCGGCAGAAACAUCUACAGCGGCUGAAGGUAUCAGAGGUUGCAAUACGGGAACUGUGAGCAACGAUAUCUCAAUGCCGAUUAGCCAGCACCUAGUGGCGGCAACGGCGACCGACGCUAGUGUCAACGGUUCAACUAGCGUUGUUGUCAAUGCAAGCGCUGCUGGCGGUGAAAAUGGUGCAAUCAGCGUUACAUAACAGUAACAACAACAAGUAGUCGUGCAGUCAGGUAAUAUAACAAGCAAAGUGUUGAACAGCGUCAAAGCAAUAAUCAACACCAGAAACAGCACACCUUCAAUAGCAAGGACAACAUUAUUCAUAAAAAUUCUCGUUUAUUUUAUAUAGUUAAAUAUUUCUUAUGCAUGAAGGCACUAAAACUCAAAGCAGUACAUACAUAUGUACAUAAACAAGCAUUCUUAUCUCGUGAGUAUUUCAUCUUCAAAGAUGAGGGCCCACCAUCAAAAGGCGCUUUCAAGCAAAACAAAUAUGUUGAUGUGUAUAUACAUAUGUGUGUUGUUAUGUUUACAAAUUACGAACUAAAAUUAAGUGAACAGAAAUCUAAAGGCUCUGGGCGGACGAGCUCUACAAAACACUGCUGAGUACUAUGAGUUUGUGAAGAGAAGAAUGAACAGUUUUUUAGUUAGCAGUAAUUACAUUGUAAGCGUAAACAUGAUUAGUUGCUAAGCCUUUUUAGAGCAAUGGUGUUCAGUUAUACAUACAUAUGUAAUUGCUAUCAAAAAAAAAAUAGUUAAUAUAUAAUAUCAUAGCAAGCAUUUUUGCAAUCAUUCGUAAUGAUAAUAUAAAUAAUUAUUUAAUUGAUUAUUUCACUUAAUUGAUACUGCCUUGCAGGGAGAGGUAUUCCGAUUGUUAUAUUAUGCUAUAUGUAUAUGUAAUAUAUAUACAUAUGUAUAUAUGUAAGUAUGAAGUUGUUUUUUCCAAAAUGCUUAAAAAAUCUGUUCAGGUGGCAAUUUAUUUAUUUAUUUGAAGUACCUGCCUGCCUUCUUCGUAAUUGAUGAGUUUGUAGGAUAUUUUUUUUGCAGGUUUACUACAGCCCUUUUAGAUAUGUAUAUCAGUUAUAACUUUGAAUACUAGUUUACAACAUACAUGGUCCCGCUGAUUGGGUUAAAAACGACUGGAUGGUAUUUGGGUAUUUGACAUAUGUACAUAUGUAUGUAGGUAUCAAAAUCCUUUGUAAGUGCCUGUCCGUACUUUCCAAUUAAUAAGACUGGUUGGCCAAUGAUUUACAGUUGGAAAUAAUACAUAGAUACAUAUUAAAUGUGACGAAAAGUUGUAUUAAUUAUGUCUGCGUUUAAAAUAUAUAUGUAUGUACUUUGUAGGAAAUUUUUUUACGAUUUUUCAAAUUUUACUGUUAGUUUAUGUUGAGAUCAGUAGACGUCUAUGAGAUGUCAUAUAGAGGAGUUUGCGCCUUUGUAUUAUUAUUCAAAGGAAAAAUAUUGCUCUUCCAAUCUUUUCGUAGUAAUAUUUAGGAUUAGAUAAUUUCUUCUAAUCAGGAUUUGUCCUAACAAAUCCAUUUGUUCACAUCAAAAGUUUUUGUUAAUUUUGGCCGAGGGCAAGACACUUCGCCAGUUUAUUUUUCAGGGCGAAUUCGCGUUAAUUAGCUUGCUAUUUUUAUAUCAAUCGCAUCAUAAGUAUACUGUUUUUUUUCGUAAAGUCAUUUUACAGGUUCAUUUCGUAUGUGUAGUUGGUCAGGUAAAAAACAGUGGUAGCUAAUUUUGAUUAUCUUUGUAAAUAACUCAAUGCCCAAAAUUAAAACCUUACUUGUGUUUAAAUAUACUUAUAAAAAUGUUGAAAUAUUUUUGAGCAUAAGCGGAGGUCAAAUUUCCGGACAUGAAACAACAAAUGAUACAAAAGGUUUUUUCUAAUAGCGGUCGCCCUUCAGCUGGCAAUGGUAACCUCCGAGUGUAUUUUUUCCAUGAAAAAGCUCCGCAUAAAAAAUAGUAUGAAGUUGUAGGUCCCUCCAUUUGUUCAAAAGAUCAAGACGCACACCACAAAUUGGAGAAACAUCUCGGCCAAAUACCCAAUAAAGCGUAUAAGCGCCAAUUAUAUAUAUAUGUAUACAGAAUAAUAAAAUAAAUAAUUUGAAAUUUGAAACUCAGUUGUUCAUGCAUAUUUACAAAUAUGCAUCAAUGAAUGCACAAGUUAAUGAAUUAAUAUUAAAUAGAUAAUAAGCUCAUAAAUAUUUAGAAUAAAAUUAAAGUCAUAUUUCAAACAAAUAUAGAAAAAAAUAUUUCGUAGCGCAAAAUUACACAAAAAAAGAGCAAGUAACAGUUGAUCGGUCGAAAUAAAGUAUAUGCGCAAUCUUCUAAUAUGAUGGAGAAAAUAACCUAAUGAUAGACUUAAAUGAAACUCUAAACGAAUUUAUUAAAAACAAAAAUGAUACUGAAAUUGUUAUUAACAAUAUGCAAAAAAAUGAAAUAUAAAGCAAAUCUGAUCAUAUAUUUUGUCAUACUAUUUACAUAAAACCAAAAAAUAUCGAAAAGUUUUUUUUAAACACAAUAAGACUAAAAUGUCUGCAUUUUUCAUACGUACAACAAACAUACGCAACCAAACACAAAUAAAAAACAAGCAAAAGGCGAUAAACAGAAUGCACACGAAUACAUAUAAUAUACGGGUAGGUUCUGUAAUUCACUUCCGAAUUGCUAAAAAAUUUCAAUGAAAUUUACUGCAUAACCUGACCGAUAGUAUUGAUUUUUCCAAUAACCCUAUUGUAUUGGAAACGUUAAUAACGAAAUCAAAUUCGCUCUUGCCUUAUUUUUUGUAUAUUUAAAAAGGCUUUGAAAUGUUUAAUUGAAUGAUUGAUUUGGUCGAGACAUAAUGACGUAUCAUCAACACUCCUUUUUUCUACUGACCAUUGAUAAUCUCUGCCCUAUGGUCGGGAAGUCGAGGUCCAAGCUUUAGUUGUUUUCGACUUUCCUUUCAAUGUCAUGUGCGAGGCCAAUUAUGCUGGGAUCUACGGGCCAGUGUAACUCUGAGAACCCCCAUAUUCAUAAUACCAGGAAUUGAAAUUUCUCAACUAUUUCCUAGUUAUCAUUUUUGCUCUCGCUACCGCUCUGAACUUGAAGAGAUAAUAUCAUAGUUGAGCAGGAACGCAAAACGCGUUUCGUUACUGCUAGCAGCUCAAAGCAGUAGUUUAAAAAAAUGUAAGUGCUCUCUGUAGUUGGAGUAGUGGUAAAGAAUUGGAAAUUGCGUUUGUUUUCGCUUCUGUUAUUAUUAUUAUUAGAAGGCCAUUACGCACUGCGACCAGAGCUGAUCUAUUGUGAAAGGCCUAUUUUGCAACCCUAGAGUUUUAGGCUUUUUAAAAAUUUUAGCACAAUUUUGGGUUUGUUGUUCCAAAGAUUGCAUGGAGAUACUACGAUACCACCAAGGUGGUGAAGUCUCUGUCUGUCCAACGCAGGACAUUCACAAAGCACAUGUUCUGAGCUUUCUAUGUCCAUUUCGCAAAACCGGCAGACAUUGAUCUCGGAUAGACCAAUAUUAUUUAGAUGGUACCUCAGGCUGCAGUGACUUGUAAGGUAUCCUGUUGAAAGACGCAGAUCUACUCUGUUUAGUGAGAGAAGUUUGUCAGAUAUUCCUUUGUUGGGACUUAGGAAUAGUUUGGCUUGACGCUGACCGGCACAGUUUAGCCAGUGUGCGGCAAGUUUUCUGUCUUCCCAUUUCCUAAGGAAUUCAUUAAUGUGGCCUUUUGUCAGUCCACAGAAAGGUUCAGGACCAGUAAGUUGCAUAUUUGCUCCUUGUUUUGCAAGGUCAUCAGCCAUUUAAUUUCCCUCAUUUUCCUAACGUGUUUAGAAGGUUUAGGCAAUCAUUUACCAAUUUAGAGGUGAUAGUUGUUGAUAGAAAGGCUUUUAGAGCCGCUUGGCUAUCUGAAAGUAUGUAGAUGUGAGUACCUCUCAUUUUCCUGCUAAGGCAUUCUUUCACACAUAGUUCAAUGGCAUGUAUUUCUGCCUGGAAUAUUGUUGGGUAGGAUCCCAUCGGAAUCGAUUUUUUGAAUUUGGGCCCAUUGAUUCCUGCCCCUGUUCUACCAUUUUCCAAUUUGGACCUAUCAGUAAACCAUAGCUGGGAGCCAGGUUUGAAAGUGAUAGAGUUAGUUCUCCAGUCUGUUCGUUCAUUAAUUAUAACUUGGAAGUUCCUGAAGAGUAUUGGUUUGGGUGAUAGUAUAUCAUCCCUAUGUAGAAUGGGACUAUGUGGGAAGUCUUCCAAGAUCUUUAAAUGUCCUUUCAUAUCCCCACUUUUAAGUUCAGAUAUACCUUUUAAUCUUAAGGCACUCGAGCGAGCUUCCCUUUCAAUUAGAAUUGGAAGCGGUGGUAUGUUCAGGAGCACACAAAAUGCACCCUCGGGACAUGUUUUCAUAGCCCCUGUAAUACCAACACAUAUCAGGCGAUGCAGUUUGCUUAAUUCGUUUGCUGCCUUUCUUUGCUUGACCUUGGGCCACCAUGCUAAGGAUGCAUAAGUGACUAUGGGUUUCACAACUGUGGUCUCGCUUCUGUUGCUCUGCUAUUACUCCUAUAACUACUAUUUGAGCAGUGUUCGCUUUUUUGGGUAGAUGCGUUUUGUAUGUGCUUUUACGGUGCUACAUUGAAAAUAUAACCGACAAAUUAGGUAUAUCAGUAUACUGAUCAUACUGCUUGUAUCUGUUAAACAGCUCAUGACAUCAACGUCAAAAUUGUUCUAAUGACAGUUCAAUAUAUUUAUAAGCCAUCAAAAGCAUUUGCGUCUCAGUUUUGUUGAAUGUUUUUUUCUGUGAUGGAAUUCAAACGUAAUAGUGUGAUUGCGUUAUAUUUGGCUGGAAAAUCACCACCAGCAAUUGCUCGUGAGCUCAAUCACCUCAAAGUGAAUAUAAUGUUUGUGUAUCGCACUAUAAAACGUUACAAUGAUACUUGUAGCAUUGCAAAACGCUAUGGAGGUGGACCAAAAAAAAACCGCAACAACGCCAGAAAUGGUUCGGAAAGUGAAUGCUCGACUUGAACGAAAUCCACGACGAAGUGGAAGAAAAAUGGCUAAAGAACCGAAAAUAUCGCAAGACAGCAUUCGACGCUUAUUGAAAAAUGAGCUCAAAGUCAAGGCUUACAAGUUCCAAAAAGCACACGAUCUUUUACCCCAGCAAAAAAAAGUUCGAUGCGAAAGAGCAAGGGAGUUGUUGCGCUUGCACGAACGUGGCGAAUUUCCUAACAUUGUGUUUUCUGAUGAAAAAAUUUCCCAAUUUAGCAGUUCAUAAACAUUCAAAACGAUCGUGUUUACUUGACCGAACGCUCAUACGAGAAUCUAAACCCACGUAAGAAGCAAUUUCCCAUCGCAAGUAAUGGUUUGGGCCGCAGUGACCGCUGAUGGACGCUCUCCAAUCGACCCUGGUGUCAAAGGGAAUGCGGCCUAUUAUCGGGAAAAUGGUUUAGAAGUUUCUUUAGAGCCGUGGACACGCAAAGAUUUCGGUCGUAGACCAUGGACGUUCCAACUGGACUCGGCACCGUCUCAUAAAGCUCGUGUGAACCAAGAAUGGUUAAAAAAUCAUGUUCCACACUUCAUUUCGUCCACACAAUGACUUUCGAAUUCGCCAGGUGCAAAUCCGAGGGACUAUUCCAUGUGUUCCAUUUUGGAGAGCAAGGAGAGGACUAAAAAAUAUGCCAGUAUGGAUGCGCUGAAAAAAACGCGAUUAUACGAGAAUGGACCGAAAUACCUCAAGAUCACAUUCGUGCAGCAUGAAACUCAUUUUUUGACCGUUUGAAGGCUAUAGUCACGGCAAAAGGAGGUCAUAUCGAGCUAAAGUGAAUAUAUGUAGGUUAAAAUUGUAAUCAUUUUUGAACAAUUUUGUCUUUGAAAUCAAUAAAAACUAAUUUCACACAAAAAAGAUAUGGUUUUUUCAAUAGGUAACACUUCAUAUCGUUCAUCCUGUUUGUUGUAAGUAUGGUUAAAUGCAACUUGCAAUUUUUUAUAGUUUCUGCAUCCUUCAAAGUUUUAUGUGAAAAAAAUCCAUACAUGAGAGGACUAAUCUAUCUAUGGAUAUCUUGACUAUUUUUUUAUCGAUUUAUUUAUGCUGCAGCAAAUAACAAACACUUAAUCUAAUCAUUUGUAGGUACAUGUAUAUAUAAGCAACCUAACAAAGGAAUGUUUAUACAGAGUGGGCCAUAUAGCGUUUGUUUUUUGAACCACCUAUUUUUUGAGAAUGGUAACACAAAUGUGUUCAUAAUUUACUUAAAGGUUUGACAUUUACGAAAUGGGACGCUAUACGCUUGAACAAAAUUGGGAAAUAUUGAAAACCUAUUUCCAAAGUGGUGAGUCUUCUUCUUCUUUUAUGAUUUUCACUUCGGUGGCUACGUCAAUAAGCAAAAUUGUCGGAUUUGUGGCUCAGAAAAUGUACACGUUACUGUAGAGAAGCAAAUGCAUCCACAACGAGUCACUGUUUGGUGCGGUUUUUGGUCUGGCGGCAUCAUCGGGCCAUUUUUUUUCGAAAAUGAGCGAGGAGCCGCGGUUACAGUAAAUGGCGAGCGUUACUGUGACCUGCUUAACGAGUUGUUUCCAAAAAAUUGAUGAGGAUGACAUGGACGACAUUUGGUAUACUUUCGUUAACCCUCUGGUAAUGGAGGCAGCCUUUACUAACUCAUAAGGUGUCUUGUUUUCUCCAGGCGCUAUGUUUGUUUGGGAUUUUUAAUGAUAUGCUCUGCUUCAGUUAUUGUUACAUCUUUAUCAAGAUCCUUAUCUGUACACAAAUCAGGUGCUUGAUGCAACAUACAGUAACUGGCACACCUAAUUUGUCGGUUAUACUCGUAUUGUCAGUGUAGCACCGCAAAAGCGGUGCAUCUAAGAAAACAAAAAUGAACACUGCCCAAAUAGCAACUAUAGCAGUAGCAGCAGUAUUGUAGUACACAUGAAUAAUUUCGCAAGUAGUGCUUCGGCCGGUUCCAUGUCCUUUACUACUACUCCAACUACAGAAAGCACUUAAAUUUUUUUUAUUACGGCUCUGAUCUACUCAUCUGGUCAAGUUCAGAGCAAUAACGAGAACAGAUCAAUGUUUUGCUUGAUAAUGCUACUACAAAGUAGUUAUUGCAAACACUGCUAUUACAUACAUAUGUAUGUAUGCAUAAUAUUACAUAAACGUGUUCCGACGCAUAUAUAAUGUGCUGGUAUGGAGGUGUAUGCAUAUAUUUAAUAUAUAUUUAGGGAUAUUACGCGAUGUUAAUACGUUAGCCGAAAAGGAAUUUUAUUUAUCAAUAUACAUACAUAUAUCAAUAUACCAAAUCCAUAAACACACAUACAUACAAACACGAUACUCUCAUUUUUAUCACCAUGGGAUUUAUGUAUGUAUGUGUAAUUGUAUGUAUAUAUCGUUAUUGUUAAAAUUAAGAACUAACAUAAAAAUGCGAAGAUUUAAAAGAAAAAAAUUUAACAAAAACAUUAAGUGAGAAAAAUGAUUAGAUGAUUUCUCAGUUAUAUCUUUAGAGCAAAAAGAAAACCAAAUAACAAACACUCAAACACUCUAAUACAAUAAAAAAGAAAAACACGUGUGCCACAUUAUUGCCAUAUUUUUGUCAAACUUUAUCUUACGCAAAGUUAUGUAGGCGUAAAUACUAAAAAAAAACAAA